GCACAGAGUCUCGAUAACAUGAGAAGUCAACACUGGAUGCCUUAAGCAAAACAAUUAAAACCUCUCUGUGUCUUAAUUUUUUAUAGGGUUUAUUUUUUGACCUGUUUUUGCAGGAAUCUUUAGGGAAGAGAUAAGACUAAAGACAGGAGUUUGUUUUUGCACGGGGUUUUCUGGACCGUGUGUGUUUGUUUUCAGGAAUAAAUGAUCACCUCAACCAGAAGAGUGUCCCCAGAUAAAUCUGAAGUUAGAAUUGCCUUCAGCCUUAGCCAAACAACAGAUGUAAAAGAUGACGAUGACCUCCAAAACAAUUUCCCUGAUCUUGAACGGCGCUUGCAGCCAGUGCCCCCUUGUGUUUCUCUAAGGGAGAGCGUUCAGGUGUACAGGGAGCACUGCAGAAUGGCCAAAGAGUUUCAUCAAGUCAAACAUGAAAUAUCUGUCCUUGAAGACCGCAAGCGUAAGCUCCUGGCAGAGCUGGUGGAGGAUGAGCAGGUUGCUAUGGAGAUCGCCCGGUUGGAGGAGGAGUUUCGGCGUCUUGUGGAAGAAAACCGCACCCUUGUGACAGUCCACACUGAGCGCGCCCAGCAGCUGGAGAUGCUCUGCAUGACCAAUCGGAUAAGGCGGGACUCGUCGUGACCUCUGACCUCCGCAGGACCUGACACCUUCAGAUAUCGUGAUGUGCUGAAAAGCCACUCUCUUCUCUGUGAAUAAGCUACUCAGACACCUCUUUACCACCCUCGUUUGGGCUCAUCAUACAAGAAAACAUAGUGUACAUGUUCAUAUUUAAAGUUAGAGUUGGUGGUUAUGGGGGAGUAUCCCAUGUGCAUUCUUGGGUCAGGCCAUGACUCUAGUCUGUAUGUUUCUGCUGUAUGUGACUCAGAUCAUAUACCCAUCGUUUUUUAUUACAUUUUUAAUCCAAGAAGAUGUGUUCUAUCUUUAGCCCAAGGACUGGUUUGACACAAAAAAAACUGGUUUAACUUAGUAUCAUCAUUCAUUGUUUAAAAGUAUUGAAAGAGCCAAAAGUAAAUUACAUAAUAACAUUUAAAAAAAAAAAAAUCCUCUUGACAUUUUUUUUUUUAAAUUUAAAGCAAUGCUUAUUCCUACAGGAUAAAUGUAAACAUGUUCCCAAGUAUCCAAUGUCAUCCCCAUAAAGUAAGUAUGAAUCUUUGUUAUUCCAACAGUGGAACUCGUACUGUUUUUGUUUUUCUGUAAGUGUGUAAGCGUUAUGUUGACAUAACUUUAUCAGCUACUGUGAUAUUCAGGUCCUGUGGAGAUUAAACUUAUACUGUCAGUGUAUGAUGUGGUCCAAAUGUUCAAUCCUAACACUGCUGCGCACUGCUUUGGCGCUGGACUUUUGUUUUAUAAAAAGAGAAUUCAAAGUUUUCAUGAGGAACAUCAAAAAGAAGAAGGAUGGUUGUUUUACAAGAGUUGUACAUUUCUGUCAUGUGUCUUUACAUGGCAGUGAAGGGGAAGUUAAUCUCAAACCCAAACAGUGCAUCUAUUAAUAAAGUGAAUUUUUGUUUUGCUGAUUGUGUCGCUUCCUUUGUUUCAUUUCUCUAAAUUUGUUGAGAU
Boleophthalmus pectinirostris (great blue-spotted mudskipper) is the source of this 1569-nucleotide messenger RNA. It is a transcript of the gene map3k7cl, whose product is annotated as map3k7 C-terminal like. The transcript is spliced from 5 exons. The coding region runs from base 202 to 633 and encodes 143 amino acids. Gene Ontology annotation, cellular component: nucleus; cytosol. Lineage: Eukaryota; Metazoa; Chordata; Actinopteri; Gobiiformes; Gobiidae. The record is from RefSeq and is a predicted model, not a curated record.